Messenger RNA from Platichthys flesus (European flounder), 904 nucleotides. Its product is annotated as cornifelin-like. The record is from RefSeq and is a predicted model, not a curated record. Bases 76 to 522 code for a protein of 148 amino acids. The transcript has 4 exons. Lineage: Eukaryota; Metazoa; Chordata; Actinopteri; Pleuronectiformes; Pleuronectidae.
GCUCAGAGCUGCCAACAGGACAUACUCAGCAACAGGACGUGCUCGGCUUGGUCAGGUUCAUCGUUCUAAAAUCCAAUGGCAGCACACCCUUUGAGAGAGUGGAAAACCGGUCUCUUUGACUGUUUCGAGGACGCGAAUACUUGUUGCUAUGGCUUCUGGUGCUGUCCUUGCCUCGCCUGCACGGUUUCAGGAAGAUUCGGAGAGAACAGUUGCCUCCCCCUAUGCGACUUGUUCAGCCCGGCUGUGUUUGCCCUCUGUGGGAUCCCUCUAUUUGCUCCCCCCGCUACCGCGAGUCUCCGGUCCUCAAUUCGGAGCAGACAUGGGAUCAAGGGCUCUAUCUGUAAAGACAUCGCCAUUUCCUGUUUCUGCGUGUACUGCUCCUGGUGUCAGAUGCAUCGUGAGAUAAAAGACAACAACAAGGACCGCGUGGUCAUCAUCAACAAUCAGCCGGCGCCAGUGGUGAUGAUGGCGCAGCCCCCUAUGGCUGUAAACCAACAUGGGAUCACCGUGACGUCAUACUGAGAUUUGCAGCUUUUCCAUACAAAGUUCUGUCUUGAAGGGAUUUUCUAAAUUCAGAUCAGAUCCUGCUGCUGAUGGUUUUGUUACAGAAUUACUUCAGGGUGAAAGAAUAAUCGAAGGUAUAGAUUAAUAACAUAAUGAUAAAGAUGGGGGCCUCUAUAAUAAUAAAUGAUAGCACUUGAUUUCAUUUUUUUUAUUGUGUCAAAUACAAAUUGAAGAAAUUUUGCAUUCAAAUUCAUAAGGUGGUUUCAGUUCAAUCUGAAAUGUGGAGGUUAAUCAACCCGAUCUGAUCAAUCUGUCGUGGCCGCACAUUUAAAAUAAAAAAGAAUGUAAUUUUUUUUUUUUUGAUUCAUUUUGAAUAAAUUAUUUAUUUUGUUGUUUGUGA